Messenger RNA from Neltuma alba, 980 nucleotides. RefSeq names its product protein YELLOW LEAF 1, choloroplastic-like. The record is from RefSeq and is a predicted model, not a curated record. The transcript is spliced from 5 exons. Lineage: Eukaryota; Viridiplantae; Streptophyta; Magnoliopsida; Fabales; Fabaceae. Gene Ontology annotation, biological process: thylakoid membrane organization; chloroplast organization. Bases 191 to 709 code for a protein of 172 amino acids. Gene Ontology annotation, cellular component: chloroplast.
CCAAAAAAAUUAAAAAAAGAUAGGCUGCGCCCGUUUUCUCUGAAGGGAAGGGGCUUUCAAAUCCUCAGCCUUCCUUCUUUUCCUCAGGGCAUAGAAACCGGCCAGGAGGACGAGACACUCAGAAGAUUAGUUCGGAAUUUCAGUCCCUUCUGCUAUUUCGUGUUCAGGUGGUUUCUCUGUCUCUGUCUUGAUGUCCAUGACGGCUACUACUCUAGUAUCCUUGCGCGAAUUACCACCAGUGAGAAGAGGUGGCUACGCUGCAGAGACUAAUGUUACUAGAUUCAAUCUACCAAGAUUUGGCCUGCAAUGCUACCCUUAUGACAGCAAAAGAGAAUUACAGAAGACGAAUCAUUCAGGAGUACUGAAAUGUACACAUGUUCUUUAUAAUACAAGAUCUCCACAUGCACGAACUGCAACUGUAAUAUGUGCCGCAGCUUUGAAUGCAAGAUGUGGGGCGGAACAAACACAAACUGUCACUCGCCAGGCUCCUACAAUGACACAUAUUCCUGGUAAGGAGAAAUCACCUCAACUUGAUGAUGGUGGUACUGGAUUUCCACCCCGUGAUGAUGGCGAUGGUGGUGGUGGAGGAGGUGGGGGCGGAGGCAAUUGGUCCGGUGGCUUCUUCUUUUUUGGCUUUCUUGCCUUUCUAGGCUUCUUGAAGGACAGGGAAAGUGAAGGAUCUUACAGAGAUAACCGAAGAAGAAGGUGAAGACUAGCAACCUCCGGUUUCACAUAAAGCGCGUCCUUUUUUUUGUUGCUGCUUAAUUCUUUUACUCAUAUAUACCCACUAUAGAUGAUAGUGGUUAAUUAGUGUAUUGUUCUUAAGAAAUUGAUUAAUACCAGCAUAAUUUUGAAUCAAUCUACUCUCAAGCUUUCAAAUUGAACUGUGUUGGGGACUCAACCCUGGAAUGAAAUGAGUGCAUAUCAGGAUCCAGUAAGAAUAUCUGAUUAUAAUAAUGGGUAUAGAGUAAUGUGCUGAA